Messenger RNA from Ipomoea triloba (trilobed morning glory), 2676 nucleotides. RefSeq lists its product as uncharacterized. The record is from RefSeq and is a predicted model, not a curated record. Gene Ontology annotation, molecular function: nucleic acid binding; RNA-DNA hybrid ribonuclease activity. Gene Ontology annotation, biological process: DNA integration. The coding region runs from base 1 to 2676 and encodes 891 amino acids. The transcript has 3 exons. Lineage: Eukaryota; Viridiplantae; Streptophyta; Magnoliopsida; Solanales; Convolvulaceae.
AUGGAGUUCAUCGUUGUGAAACUCACAUGUGCCCAUAACAUCAUACUGGGGAGGCCGGCUCUGGAAGAUUUGAAGGCGAUAAUUUCGAUGGAGCAUCUGUGCAUGAAGUUUCCCACGCCAUACCGGAUAGGAGUUGCGAGAGGAGAUCAAAGAGCAGCUCGUAGCUGCUACGUCAAAGCGUGCAAGAAAAUUGGACAGAAAGAUCUGCAGGUCCACACCAUCGCAGAAAAAGUGCUGAGAGAAGAGGAGGGCUGGCCCCGCGCCGAGCCUGCAUCUGAAACAGAAGACGUGGUGGUUGAUCCUGCACGAGCAGAUAGGGUUGUAAAGAUUGGUACUGGGUUGGCACCCGAACUAAGAGCCCAGAUAGUCGAAGUCAUCCGACAGUUUAAAGAAGUUUUUGCGUGGGGCCCAGAAGACAUGCCAGGUAUCAAUCGAAACAUCAUAACUCACAAGUUAGCCGUGGACCCUACCAAGAGACCAAUACAACAAAGAAAGCGAUAUAUGUUGGCUGAACGAAGGGACUUUGUGAAAAACGAGGUGUUCGCGUUGACACAGGCAGGACAUGUCAAGGAGAUCUAUUAUCCCGAGUGGUUGAGCAACAUAGUCCUGGCCCCAAAAGGCUCCACAUGGAGAAUGUGCGUGGAUUAUACAGAUCUCAACAGAGCAUGCCCUAUGGAUCGAUUCCCCUUGCCAAACAUAGACCAGCUGGUAGAUGAGAUGGCAGGAUAUAUUNUACACGACGCAGAACUACGGUACACUGCCGUGGAGAAAACAGUGUUUGUUGCGGUCACCGCCUCUAAAAGGUUGGCCCAUUACUUCCAAGCUCAUCCCAUCCAUGUACUCUCACAUCAACCAUUGGGGAGUUUCUUACGGAACACUAACUCUGCUAGGAUGGCGAGAUGGGCCAUGCACCUCAGCCAGUUCGACAUUGAAUUCAAACCAAGGCCCGCCAUCAAAGGUCAAGCUCUUGUAGACUUCAUAGUGGAAUGCACAGCCCGCGAGGUGACGGAGCAGGUGGAAAAUGAAGAUGGGGGAUGGUGGACCUUGUCUACGGAUGGCUCAUCCAACAGUAAAGGUUGCGGUGGUGGAGUAGUGCUCAUCACUCCGGAAGGAUUCCGCGCUUACUAUGCAAUCAGGUUCCACUUCAAGUUAUCUAACAAUGAGGCAGAGUAUGAGGCCCUCCUCAACGGACUGCGGUUAGCAGCAGGACUACGAGCAGAAAAAGUUCGCAUCCGGUGUGAUUCCAAGUUAGUGGUCGGCCAGGUGACGGGGGAGUACGAAGCCAAUGAAGGGAACAUGCAAAGAUACAGGGACGCAGUGCUGCGAACCUUGCGAGAAUUCGAGGGGUAUGAAAUUCACCAAGUACCUCGAGAACAGAAUGCUGACGCUGACAUGCUCUCCAAGCUGAGCACUGGGAUCCCUGGCCACAUUCGUAAGAUUGCUCGGGUUGAGGAUUUGGAGACAUCCAGCAUCGAUAUCUCAUGGGUCUGCCCCGUGCAAUCCAGAGAGCCAUGUUGGAUUGACCACAUCACAAAGUACAAGAAGGAAGGCACUUUACCAGUGGACGAGCAAGAUGCAAAGCUAACAAGGUUGCGGGCACCCAGCUACGUGAUAUUGGAAGACAAGUUGUAUAAACGAUCCUAUAAUGGCACACUCUUGAAGUGUGUGUACCCUGACGAAGCAAAGCUGAUGAUGAGAGAAGUCCACGAAGGAGUGUGCUCCGCGCAUCAAGGAGCAUACACCAUAGCUCGACGCAUCAUGCUGCAAGGUUUCUUCUGGCCAAAGAUGUUGAAGGAUUGCGCAGAAUACGCCAAGCGAUGCCCUAAGUGUCAAGAGUUCCAGACAUUGCCAGGACGACCCGCAACCAACUACACUCCGGUGAGCACAGCAAUUCCAUUCUCGAGAUGGGGAAUAGACUUGGUAGGAGCCCUUCCCACGGGCUCGGGAAGCCGGAAGUACAUUAUCGUAGCCAUUGACUACUUCACCAAAUGGGUGGAAGCUGAACCGCUGGCUAGUAUCACAACAGCCAGGUGUAAAAAGUUCGUGGAGAAGAACAUACUGUGCCGCUUCGGCAUCCCCAUCCAACAUAGUCGGGUGGCGGUGUCAUACCCACAGGCAAAUGGUCAGGUAGAGAAUGCCAAUAGAACCAUCCUUGAUGGUUUGAAGAGGAAAUUGGAAGCAGCUGGCGGGGCGUGGGUUGAAGAACUGGACAGCAUCCUUUGGACCUAUCGCACAACCCCAAGGAGGGCUACGGGUGAAACUCCUUUCGCAUUGAGUUACGGGUUCGAAGCUAGAGCUCCAGCAGAGGUGAUGAUACCAAGUAGAAGGAUGGGAGAGUACGAGGCAGAGCAAAAUGAGAUCCAACAGGGAACCGAUCUCAAUUUCAUAGAUGAAAGGCGAGAAGCUGCGUUCUGUAGGAUGGAAAACUACAACAGGCAGUUGAAGUCCUAUCAUGACGCCAAAGCUAAACUCAGGUACUUUCAAGUAGGUGAUUAUGUUUUGAGAAGAAGGGAAGCUAGUCAACCCUUGGAAGGAGGCAAGUUCGCGAAAAAAUGGGAGGGUCCGUACAUCAUUGACGAAGUGAUUCGCCCAGGAACUUACAAGUUGACGAUAGUAGGUGGCAGGUUGAUUGAUAGGAUAUGGAAUUCAGAACACUUAACAAAAUUUUAUCAUUAG